CUCUGCACAAGUCAGCAGCUUCACUUCCAGCGCAGGCAGAGUCUUGUCCUCCAUCCUUCAGCAGGCCUGUGCAGCUCCAGACAGCAUGUCAAACUCGGACAGGGUUGUGUUAGCUCUGGGAGGAGCGGGGACAGUGGGCUCUGGGAUAGUUAAAGCGUUGCUGGAUAAAGGUUUUAAAGUGGCAGUGAUCUCCAGAGACAACAGCCGACUGGAGAGACUCCGAUCAUUCAUCUCUCCCAACACAAAGGAUAACCUCACCACUAUAGUGGGGAAUGUGGGGUCGGAGGAGGGAGCGGAGCAGGCGAAGCAGGCCCUGCUGAAGGCUGUGGGGAAGGUGACUGACAUCGUUUCCUCUUUGGGCUUCAGCUGGUGGCAGGGAGGACCCCCCCACACCCAGUCUCUCAAAGACCUACACUGGGUGAUUGAGACAUUACUUUUUAGCACGUUUGUGUCGUGGAAGGCCUUCUUCCCCUUGGUGAGGGACGACUCCAGCUGUACCUACACCUUCAUAACAGGAGGAGCAGGAGAAAAGCUGCUGAUGCCUGGGACGGGCUUCCUGACAGUGGGAGCUGCCAGCACCCUGGCCUUCUGCCAGGUGCUACGAGAGGAGUACCCCGAGGUGCCCUGUAAACUCAACCAGGUGAAGAUCAACACAGGUGUGGGCACUCCAGAGCGCAUGGGACCUGGUUACCUGAACCACCUGGACCUGGGUGAAGCUGUCGCCACCCUUGUGGAAAGACGAAACACCUCCCACACCGUCUUCACCGUCAGCUGCCCCGCAGACUUAAAAACUGUCCUUCUGGAGAAGAACCUUUAGACAUGGAAACCCUUCCUCCAGGUCCACCUUAACGUCACAGGGACACAUUUACACUCCUUCUGCUUCUGCUCUUACUGAACUUUCCAGAAACACAGCUACAGUAUCUCUGGUCCAUCUGUUUUCUUCUCCCACCACUCUCAGCCCUGUCCCUGUGCAACUUUAUAUGAAUUGUAUAUUGUUGUUUCAACUAAUAGUGUAUAUUCUGCUGCCUGAUGUUAGAUCGCUAGCAGCUGUUUUCUCUGCAUGUGCUGUUGUGUGAUGUUUGUAAAAAAAAAAAAAAACAAAAAAAAAACCACAGGAUUUAUAAUACUCAGCUUCUCAUUGUUGCCUGCUUCCAUACAAAUAUUAUCACACACUUCUGUUGUGUCUUCUACACUGUUGGAUGACAUGAUACCAAAUAUAACACACUGUUUCCUUCCUGGAUCUGCUAAAUACAUUUGGUAUGAAACUAGAAAUCUUAAGGCCAAACUGUUGGUGAGAACAGGUGAAGACUGAGGCAAAGGGAGGAAGGACCAGUACAGCAACUGCUUCUUAUACAACAGCUCGAAGAAGAAGAGGGUGGCUGGUUGUAGAGGAUCUGAUCAUUUUAGACCUUUGGAGCUAUGGAUGCCUGUUGUGUUCCGUGUUAGCAUGAACAUGAGGACGCACAUGUACACACUUGACCAAUCCUUUAUGCUAUUCCACUGACUGACAAGUGGCAGUAACUGCCAAGACAAGCAAUGUGCAAGCACAAAGAAAGGAGGAGGUCUGCUAGUUAGCAAACAUAUAUGUAAAUAAUGCAGGUCGUUAAGACUUUGACAAAAACGUUUUGUGAGAAGGAGAUAAAGAAAUAAAGGCUAAAAUUACAACGUGUUUGAAGACUGGAGGUAAUACUGCGCUUACACUUAGUGACCUGAGAUGUUUAGGACUUUGAAAAUACUGGAGACAGACAUAGAAAAGUUGAGAGAGAUUCAGGACGGUCUAUGCUGGGGACGUUGAUAUGCUGGAGAAAUAAAGAGUUGUAAAAACAGGAGAGGUGAAUUAUCUUCACAUCCUGUGACCCUUUAGAGGUUCACUGUGCUUGAAAUGAAGUCAUUCGUACGAUGUGUCGUCUGACCACAGCCACAAACCACAAAGAGGAAUGUGUUUACACCUGGUCCAAACGGCCACAUUCGAAGCCUGGCAUCACAGCCUCCAGCGGCUGAACUCUACUUGGUUGUGCACAUAAAACGUGACAGAAGUAACAGAAGAACAGAAAAAAAGCACUAGAGAAAAGUUCAAAUCCUGCAUUCCUUUGUCACUGAAACACACAGUUUCAGAUGCUUUUAGAAAAACUGAAGCACGUUGACUCCUGAAAGGUCUGGACAUGUUUGAAAUGAUCAAAUUCAUACGACGUGCCAAAGUCAUUGUGAAAAGAAUCAAGAAAGAGCUCAAAUCCCACCUACUGUCUCACCUGGCCAAGUGCUGCAUGAAGUGGGUGUGAUUGUAAGAUUGUUGGUUUUGGACAUCAGACUUCCUGGGGAAGUCCGGUGUCAGAUAGGUGUGUGGGGGGGGGGGCAUUUUAGCCUCCUUGUAAAGCUUUUAUUAUGUAAUAAAUAAAGCUUAAAUACGCAUUCAAGUACCAAUAAACAAGAUA
Toxotes jaculatrix (banded archerfish) is the source of this 2432-nucleotide messenger RNA. RefSeq lists its product as uncharacterized. The record is from RefSeq and is a predicted model, not a curated record. The coding region runs from base 86 to 817 and encodes 243 amino acids. Gene Ontology annotation, cellular component: mitochondrion. The transcript is spliced from 6 exons. Gene Ontology annotation, molecular function: 2,4-dienoyl-CoA reductase (NADPH) activity. Lineage: Eukaryota; Metazoa; Chordata; Actinopteri; Toxotidae. Gene Ontology annotation, biological process: fatty acid beta-oxidation.